This is a messenger RNA of Racocetra persica, 267 nucleotides long. NCBI's taxonomy places the organism in Eukaryota, Fungi, Glomeromycota, Glomeromycetes, Diversisporales, Gigasporaceae. The record is from the annotation of a GenBank genome assembly.
AUGGAGGAAAAUUCUCACCUCCGAGGUUUAGUAUUAAAGAAAGAUAAUAAAGCGGUCCCAGAAGUAUCAGCUAAGCAUGUGCCUCUCCUUACGAGUGAUACAAAAGAAAAAGAGAGUGAACAGGUUCUAAAAGAAUCACAACUUUCCACUCUUAACCCUCCACUCUCUCAAAUAUUUUCUGUAGAUAGUGCAAAAGCUGAGUCUUUACUAGCAACUACUCCUACCAUUGCGGAUUGUAGUUGGAAAAAAAAUAUGGAAAAAAAAUAA